Cryptotermes secundus is the source of this 3722-nucleotide messenger RNA. It is a transcript of the gene wus, whose product is annotated as dnaJ homolog subfamily C member 22. NCBI's taxonomy places the organism in Eukaryota, Metazoa, Arthropoda, Insecta, Blattodea, Kalotermitidae. The transcript has 5 exons. The coding region runs from base 471 to 1538 and encodes 355 amino acids. Gene Ontology annotation, biological process: endocytosis. Gene Ontology annotation, cellular component: early endosome; plasma membrane. The record is from RefSeq and is a predicted model, not a curated record.
UUCCAUGCCCAUCUUUCUUCCUUAGUUUCUUCGUUUGUCUCUUUGACUCCCAUCUUAAGUCUGACUGCGUCAAUUGCCUGGAAAGGUAUGGGAUGUUUGUUCUGAUUGUCAAAAUUGAGCUGUCGCAUCAAAUUUUGUAAUUCCAUAUCCUCAGGUACAUCUUUAAUGAUUGGAGCCGCAUGAAGUAGUGGCAUCUUCGCGAGUGGAAUGCGUAUUACAAGCACGUUUUUCGCAUCACUCCCUGCAGAUGUCACUAUAUUACUGGAACAAUAACAAACAGCUGGAUAACAAGCACACGUAAGCGGUUAAGCUAUGGCCUACUGUCAGUAUGGUCAGUAUGUAUAUUGUUGGUUGGGGCGAGUACCGUAUGAGGUCAAUGACAUUUGUGUGAGGGUGUGUGACGUAUCUUGGUCACGGGUGGAGAAUAUUGCGAAAAUAUUCCAUAAAAGAGUUGAGAUUAGACACAUAAGAUGGCCAAAAGUAUGUUCGUAACAUACGUAUUGUGGUUGAUUGGUGGAUUUUUUGGUUUACACCAUAUUUACCUCGAAAGGGACGCUCAGGCAUUUCUUUGGUGGUGUACGCUUGGUGGUUACGCUGGUUGUGGUUGGUUGAGAGAUAUUUUUCACAUACCUGAAUAUGUUGCGGAUGCAAACGAAGAUAAAAAAUUUAUGGAAAGACACAUACAUCGAUUGAGGACACACGAAACGCCACCAUUUUCCAGCACAAGGUUCUGUGGUAUGGUAGUAGUAGCAUACCUGUGGAGUUCAAUUCUGUGGCUAGCCAUUCCAGAGGAACAGGUUGGAGGAAUUAAUUGGAGAUGGUUAAUUGUGUUUGUGCCACUUGCUUGUGCUUUGGGGGUUUGGACAGUUGGCAAUAUUGGAAGAGAAGAAGGCACAAUUCAUUGGGCCACAUAUGGGGCAUAUGCAACACUUCCACUUCACUGGUUUCUGGAUGAUGAUACCACCUGGUACACACUGAUGACAUUUGUGUCUGCCUUGGCAUUUGAUAUAAAAUCAAAACGAUGGCGACGGAAACCCAAACAACAAAAAUCUCUGUUAAAGCGCAUCAUGGUAUUGUCUCUCUGUGGCAUGCUGUACUUGUCCCUCUGGGGAAGUUACUUUUGUUUCAAUGCCAAAUUCACGGAUAGUGAGGGGGAGGAGAUAAAGAUUUCAGAAGCUGUGCACCAUUUCUUCACUUCUCCCUUGUGGACUGACCUCAAACAGUCACUAUAUGAUACCUGGAAGUAUGCUCAGCAUCAUGGCUGGUACGAGAUAUGGAAACAACUCGUUGAUCUGUCAGAUCCUCAUGGAGAACAGAAUGCCUAUAAGGUGCUUGGCAUUUCCAGUGGAGCAUCUCAGCAAGAAAUUACAGCCAAGUGGAGAGCCCUGUCUCGAGAAUUUCAUCCUGACAAAACGACAGAUCCUGCUCUAAAGGAAGUAGCUCAGGAAAAGUUUAUGGAAAUCCAGCAAGCAUAUGAGAUUUUAUCAAAUAUUAAGCAUAAAAGGAAUCGACGAAACAAGAAGUUCACUGCAGACUGAUCAGUGUAAAUGAACAAAGAUGUAUAGGAAACCUACAUAAUUUAAAAAUAAUAUAUUUUUAUGAGAUUUGAAAAAAGUUGUUAAUAUGAUUAAUUUAAAAGUACGCUAAAUGAUGGCUGCUUUUUGUACCUCUGCAUUUAACAUUACGCAGGUGAUGCUGAGUGUCAAAUGGUUAUCACAUGACACUAAAUUUCCAGUAGGUUACAAGUGGCUAAAAUAUACACAUCAUUCUUUUACAUUAGUUCUUGCUUUCAUGGUUUUUUUUUUAUUUAUUUGAUUAAUCAUCAAUCAGAAUAUACAUUCUAUAAGCUAAUGUUAUGAUUGUUUAAAUGACUUGAUGAGUCGUCCAGCAGCGAAUCCUAAUAAUUCAAAUCAGGUCAAUUGGCCAGUUUCUUUUGUGGCGUCUGUUGUCUUCUCUUGUCGAUAGCGUCUUUAGGAGUGGGUUUUUAUGACUUGUGAUUUUGUUGUGACAUCUUGUACGGAAGAUAUACUGAGAUCAGUGUGGACUGUUGUGUUGGAACUCGGGAAGUACAGGGAAAAUGUCUCCAUACCACGCAGUUCUUGUGGUGGUUGAACACAGUAUAAUUAUUAAAUUACACUAUCUUUGAUAGUGGGUUUUCUGAAACCAGAAAGGAUUAUAAUACUGUCAUAGUUGUGACAACCCCAUGGGAACCACUGUUUUAGAAUGAUGCGUUGUUCAGGAUUCUGCCUUACUGAAAGCAACUGAUGGUACUUGGCAGUUAACUUGAUAAUUUUGUUUACUGUGGGCUGUAUCCAAGAAGACUGAAAUUACAUAUUUUACAGUGUUAAUAUUCCAGAUUUUAAAAUUUAUUACAAUAACAAAUAAUUUAUUAAAUAUAUAUUUAUUUUCAUUUUGAUGUAAACAUUAUUUUUCUUAUGCUGCUUUAAGAAAGUUCUCUGUAUGUAAGACAUGUCUGUUUCCCAGCUCAGAACAAAACACCAUACUGCCAACCGAAAGUGUACCCAGAGAAACUUCUGUAACUGUUUUACUCAGAUAACUGAACAUAAGUGACUUUCAUAUUGUCAAGGUGAACAACUUCAUAAUUGCACGAGUUCUGAUAGCUGGUCAAGGAAGGAAACAGAUUGUACAACUGAUAUGGCCAAUGGCUGUAAGUGGUCUUAUCAUCACUGUACUUAAUGUUCAUCAAACAGAAUAAAAUUAAAGACUUUUAUGAGCUCAGUAUUCAUUACAGCACUGUCAUACUGCAACUUGUAAUACUAUAUUUGAGCAUCCUGAUGCAUUCAUGUAUCGCUCUCCUUCACCUCCAUCUUUAAAACCAUUCUCAAUCUCUCUUAAAUUUAAAACGACAUUAAAAUCACAUCAAUUACUACAUGUUUUGGCCCUACUUGGCCAUCUUCAUGCAAUUAUUCACUUUUUGAAAACUACUGCACUGCACUAGAUCAUUAAGCCAAUACUUUUCAAUGCUGCCGCAUAUCGUUGUUCACACUAAGAUAUGUUUUUCUGAGAAUGAAACUCUCUGGUCAUCAUUAGUUCCAUGUUUGUGCUCCUAACUAGUGACCACUGGUAUAGAUUCACAUUAGAGAUACAUUUCAUGAGUAUUGCCUGAUGAUGAUCCAGCUGGAUCAAAACAUAUAGUAAAUGUACAUAAUAAAACGAAUGUUAAUACAGUAAUACUGGUUUAUUAUGAAUUUCUUGUGUUGACAGUUGUAUAAUACUACUAAAUUCAUCAAUUUCACAUGCAUAUGAUUCCAAGUGACAGAACUUGUUUAAUAAAAGAUUCUGAAGGCGGUGCCUAAACGGUAACCUAACUGCUAUAUAUUCAUCUCCAGUUGCCAGUUUACUGUCUCAUAUACACAGUACAUAUGGGAAAGUGUUGUGGUCACAAAAACUGAUCUUGAAAUUUUGAUGGAUUUUCAUGUUUUCAGCUCCCCUCAUUGCAAAAAGUGGUUCCUGGAAUGCUAUCAGCCUGUCUGUAUGUACAGAUGUGCCCCUCGCUAUCACUUGAAAGAUGGGAUGGACGUUAUUCAUAUUCGAUAUUCAAAAGAUUAUAUCUGUCAUAUACUGGAGCCUGGUGAAUCUGAACAUUCCAGCUCCAAAAACAGGGCCCUUGGGAUGCAUCCCAUCAAAUCAAGGUGACAGUUCUCUCAAAACCAACUCAAUGAUUUUGAGAAAAUUUAUGGAGACUAUCCUCUGAAAUAAAA